AUGCCCCCAACAACCAUCCAAAACGUUCCGCUCACUUCGCACCGCUGGACUUAUGACUUUGAUAGCAGUCGUCAGCUUGGGUGCAUUCCCAUGCCUCGAUUAAAAGAAACCGGAGUAUACAUAUCUGGAUGUCUGUUUGCGAUAGGUUGGGUAGUGUUUAUCGACUCAAUAAUAUACUCUAAUACUUCAGAAUGGUUGGAUGUGAGCAUCAGGUUCGAAGACUGGUUCAACGGUGUUAUCGCUACUAUCGGAAUGAUUAUCGUAAACUCACUUGACAAAAGCUGUCUUUCGGAACACGAGUACCUGUAUACAAGAUCGAGGCUCACACUCUGGAAAGCGCGUCUUCUGCUAUUUAUUGGAUUUUUCAUGAUGGCGUGUGGUGUCUGUGGAUCGACUGCUAUUCUUGUGUAUAAGUACCUUAUUCCAGGUAUACACAUGCCCGAGUUGUACAUGGGAAUUGCGAUUGUCAUACAAUCGUGGUCGAUAUUCCUAAGUUCGAUUGUGUUGUGGAUAGCACAGAACACGGGUAGUCCAUACAAGUAUACUUUCAUUCUCUAA
This is a messenger RNA of Paraglomus occultum, 558 nucleotides long. NCBI's taxonomy places the organism in Eukaryota, Fungi, Glomeromycota, Glomeromycetes, Paraglomerales, Paraglomeraceae. The record is from the annotation of a GenBank genome assembly.